This is a messenger RNA of Closterium sp. Naga37s-1, 10821 nucleotides long. Lineage: Eukaryota; Viridiplantae; Streptophyta; Zygnematophyceae; Desmidiales; Closteriaceae. The record is from the annotation of a GenBank genome assembly.
AUGCACCUCCUGCUGACAUAUGCCCCUCCGGCACCCCAUGCACCUCCUGCUGACAUAUGCCCCUCCGGCACCCCAUGCACCUCCUGCUCCCCUUCCCCCCCCUUUCAUGCGCCUAUGCCCGCCAUGCCUUCCCCCUGCGCACACGGGCAGGUGAUAGACGCAUGCCGCAAGGGCAACUUCUCGCGCUUCCUCAACCACAGCUGCGAGCCCAACUGCUGUCUUGAGAAGUGGAUGGUGCGGGGCGAGCUGCGCAUUGGGCUCUUCUCCCUGCGCCCCAUCAAAGCGGUGAGACCCCUCCUCCCCGACCCUCCCCCUGUCCCUGCCCCUGCUCCUGCUCCUGCCCCUGCCUCUUCCCCUGCCCCUGCUCCUGCUCCUGCCCCUGCCUCUUCCCCUGCCCCUGCUCCUGCCCCUGCCCCUGCUCCUGCUCCUGCCCCUGCUCCUGCUCCUGCCCCUGCUCCUGCUCCUGCCCCUGCCCCUGCUCCUGCUCCUGCCCCUGCUCCUGCUCCUGCCCCUGCUCCUGCCCCUGCCCCUGCCCCUGCUCCUGCCCCUGCCCCUGCUCCUGCUCCUGCCCCUGCUCCUGCUCCUGCCCCUGCUCCUGCCCCUGCCCCUGCUCCUGCUCCUGCCCCUGCCUCUUCCCCUGUCCCUGCUCCUGCCCCUGCCCCUGCUCCUGCUCCUGCCCCUGCCCCUGCUCCUGCUCCUGCUCCUGCCUCUUCCCCUGUCCCUGCUCCUGCCGCUGACAUGUACUUGCGCGCCUUCGUCUCCUCGUCGCUUUCAACUUCCCCGUUGACUCACCGCAAGAACUCCGACCUCAAUUAUGGCGAGGAGCUAUCAUUUAAGAGCGCUUUGGCGAGGAGCUGUCAUUCGACUACAACUACGAGCGCUUUGUGGGGGCGCGCCCCACGCGCUGCUACUGAGGCAGCCACCUUUCCCUCACUCCUUUUCCACCCUCCUUCCCGGCUCUCCUCCCGCUCUCUGCAGGGCGAGGAGCUGUCGUUUGAUUACAACUACGAGCGCUUUGUGGGGGCGCGCCCCACGCGCUGCUACUGCGGCAGCCAGUCCUGCCGCGGCGUGCUGGGCGGCGCUGAGCUCAAGAAGCCACGCGUGCGCCCUGCUGUGCAGCGAGCUGUGGCCGAGGAGGUGGAGGAGGAGGAGGAGGAAGAGGAGGAGGAGGAAGAAGUCGGAGGGAGAGAAGGGGAGGAGAGGGAGGGGCAGCAGAUGGUGAUUAGUGAGAGAACGAUUGGGCUGGGCAGGGAGUGUGAGGCGGAGGAGGAGGGAUCAGAGAGUGAGAGUGAUGAUGGGAGUGAGAGUGAGAGUGAGAGUGGGAGUGAGGGUGAGAGUGAGAGCGAGUCGGGGAGUGAGAGUGAGUGGGAGGAGGUGUACGGGUCAGGGGAGGGGAGCGAGGAGGAGGGAGCAGAGGAGUACGGGUGCAGGCGGGAGGGCAUUCAUAUGGGUGAGGGGGGAAGGCAUGGAGAGGAGGGGAGAGAGGGCAGUGGGUGUGCGCGCCUGGCCUGGGAGGGCAAGCGGGCGAGGUCCCGCCUGGCCCUCCCCCACCCCAGGUCGCUCCGCCCUGCGCCCUCCCCCUGGCUCCUCUCCUCCCCGCGCUCCCCCCCCGCCCAUGCGCGCCCCCUCCCAUCCCCCUCUGCGCGGUCUGGGUCUCUUCAGGGAGGGGUGGCUGCAGGGCGCGAGGGGAGAAGCGUGCAGGGGGGGGCGGGAGAGCAGGGACCAAGACAUGGCCGGGGGACGCAGCAGGGGGAGAGGGAGGGGCGGGGCGGGGAGGACGAGGGGGAGGGGGAGCGGGUGUGGUUGGAAGGGGGCGAAUGGGAAGGGGAUGGGGAACGGGAAGGGGAGGGGGAGGGGGAAGCAUGUGUGGAGGACGGGGAGGGGGGCAUGCGGCAUGCCAAGAGGCGGAGGCUGCGGAAGGUGGCAGGUCUGGGUGAGAGGGUGUGGCGACAGGGUGGGGAGAGGGGCGGGGAGAGGGAGGAGGGGCACAGGGAGGUGUGGGGAGGCGAGGAGAGCGGGGCACAUGGGCAUGGGUUUGACCUGGUGGCGGAAGCAGCAGGAGGGGGAGCGGGGGCGGGGGAGGUUCAGGCAGCGCCGGCGGAGUAUGUGGUAGCGGCGUGCCAGGGGGUGCUCUUCCACUCCGAUGUGGAGGAGGCAUUGGAGCUGCUACUGGACGGCAACGAUGCGCUCAUCAAGGGCAAGUCUUCCAUACCAUACCCUUCCCUCCCUGUUUUCAAGUUUCAACCUCACUCCCUCGUAUCGCCUCCUUUCUUUUCUUCCUCCCGAACUCUCCUCGCCCAACCUCCCCCCCAUGGCCCGCAGAGCACGGCACGAUCCUUUGUGCGGCUGCUCAUGCGAGCCACCUCCUGUGGCGACUUCUCCUCGGGCGUCCCCAACUUCAGGUGGGUGGGCUUUGAGCCGCGCCAGUGCCAAGGAGGUGUCGCUGCUGCUGGAGGCACUGCUGCGCACCUCAUCAAGAACACUUCUCAAACACAUCAUUGCCACCAAUGGGCUGAACGUGCUGCAGAUCCUGGGGCGCAAGCUGCAGCACGAGAGGGAAUCUUGGGGCGGAAGCUGCAGCACGAGAGGGAGCGAGUGGCCAUUCUGAGGAAGCUGCUGCGAGUGGCACACCACCUGCACGCCACCGCUGCCCUCUCCCUGCAGGCCGCUCAUGCCGUCCCACCCACUGCCAAUGAGAGCUUCUCUGCGCUCAUUGGCCGGCUGCGCAGGCACAGGGACGCGGAGCGCCACACCUCCUCUCUGGCAGAAGCUGCUGCUGCUGGGACCUGUUCCUCCGCUCCCUCUCACCCUUCUCCUGCUGCGGCCGCUUCAGCCUCUGCCUCUGGCCCUGCUGCUUCGCAUCCCACUGCCCCCUCCUCUGCUGCUGCUGAUUCCGCCGCUGCGGCGGCAGCAGCAGCCAGCAUGCCUCUGCUCGCACACACCCUCCGCCACCUGCAAUCGCUGCCGCACCUGCAGACCCUGCCGCACCUGCAGUCGCUCUCACUGCCUCUCACCAUGAACCUCGCCCUGGGGGGAAACCUAGGCAUGGGCAUGGGCAUGGCAGGUGACGCCUCAGCUGUCCCAGCAUCAGCACACCCGGUGCCUCCUGCCUCUCACCCCCUGCCUGCUGCCGCGCACCCGUCGCACUUUUCAGCAGCCACCACAGCAGCGGCAGCAGCAGCGGUGCAGCACAUGAUGCAGCGCCGCCUCUCCCUCGCCCUCUCCCACGCCGUCUCCCAAGCCAACGCCGCCGCCGCUGCUGCUGCCACCUCGCCUGCUGCCAAACCUCCCGCCCCUUUCCACCCACAUGCCCCCUCCGCUGCCCCCUCUGCCCCGCCUGCUCCCGAUGUUCCCGCUUCCCCACCUGCCGUGCCACAUGCCGUUCCACCCUUUGCAACCCCUCCCUCCUCUCCCACCCCGGUCCCUGCCUCGCAGCCCACUAAUCACCCACUCCCUGCUGCUGCUGCUUCCUCGCCCACGCCCCCGCCCCCCUCUCCCAAGCUCUCCUCCCAACAUGCCCCCCAGCACGCCCCUCCCCACAUCUGCGAGCCUCACACGGCGCCCUUUACCAGCCCUGAACGCUGCCCGGCACCUUCUGCCUGCUCUGCUGCUUCCAAGGGGGCCAAGAGGCGGCAGGCGUGGAGGAAUGCGGGAGGGGAGAAGGGGACGGAGAAGGAGAGGAGGGAGAAGGAAGGGGAGAACGGAUUGGAGAAGGGAAGUCAGAAGGGAGGAGAGGGCCCGGAGAGUGUGGAUGGAGUGGGUAACAACGUCCCAAAGCCGGCAUUGCCAGUUGCGGCUGCUGAUGCUCCUCUUCCUGCCAAUACUUCUGCUGCUGCUAUUGCUGCAGCGGUUGACACAGCGAGAGGAGAAGAGAUGGGAGGGUCAGCAGCAGCGGCAGCAGCGCCUGUGCCCGCACACCGACCACCUCCCUCGUGCCCUGCAGUUUUUGAGUCGUCUCAAAGGUCACCCUCGUCCCCUGCUGCCCUGCCCUCAGCGCCUGUGGCGGGCAGUGCGGGCAGCACAUGGCAUGGUGCCGUGGUGCAUGCAGCAGCAUCAGGUGCAGCAUGCAGUGUGGUACCCCAUGCCACGUGGCAUGCUGCUGCUCCGAUCGCUGCUCAUGCAUUGGAUAUAUUCCCUGGCGCCACCACCCCCCCAUUCGCCACCGCUGCACCUGCUUCGGCUGCUGCAACUGCUGGGACUUGUGUUAAGGUGGAAGGCAGUGCGACAGGAGCAGAGGUGGCGAGGGGGAUGUGGGAAGGGGAGGGCAUGGGAGGGACGUGGAGUGCGGAGGUAGCAGAGGCGCAGGGUGCAGGGGCGCAGGGUGCAGGGGCGCAGGGUGCAGGGGCGCAGGGUGCAGGGGCGCAGGGUGCAGGGGGAGGGGGUGCAGGGGGAGGGGACGCAAGGGGAGGGGGGGCAGGAACAUGGGGUGCAGGGACACAUGAUGAAGGGUUUGUAGCGGCAGGCAUGGUUGCAGGUGACGCAGCUGCAGGAAGCAGGGCAGUGGCAGCACCAGCAUGGGCAAGUGGUGCAGGUGGGUUGGCUGCAGUGCCCGAGUGUGAAGCAGCGGCGGCUCGUGCUGUGCCCGUGCCGCCCCGGCCUCUGUUCAAGUGGGUGGUGAAGGAAAUCCCCGUGCAUGCUGAUGUGCGUGCUGAUGUGUGUGCUGACAGACAUGUGGACGCGCAUGGGGCCCAUGGGAGCAUGCAUGGAGACAUGCAGGCAGGCGAUAUGGCUGAUGGUGCUCAGCUGGUGAAUGGGGGCGUGAGGGAUGGUGGCAUGGCAGGUGGUGGGGAUGUGGGCGGUGGGGGCAUGGGAGCGUCAGGCACGCGCGGUGCAGGCAUGGGCGGUGGGGAGAGAACACUGGAGGGUAUGCGAAGUGGUGGAAUGGCGUGGGGUGGGGAAGUGGGGUGGGGGGGAAGAGCGGGUGGCAUUGGAAAUUGGGGAGGAGCACACGGGCUGGCUGCGUAUGGCAUGCCGUAUCACACGGCACUUGGCAUGGCGUCAGUGCAGCAGGCAGCAGUGCAGCAGGCAACAGCGCAGCAAGCACUGGUGCAACAGGCAGUGGGGCAGCAGGCAGGGGUGCAGCAGCAGGGAGCGGGGCAGCAGCAGUGGUUCGAUGCAUGCAUGCAUGGGCAUGGGGCAGCAGGGGCGGUGGCAGGGCGAGCCAUGGGGUACGCACAGGCAGCGAUGCCAUGGGCUGUGCAGCACGGCGGGUGGUGGCCUGCUGCUAGAGACCACGCCAUGCUGGCAGCAGCAGGGGGAGCGCGAGAGGAGGAAAAGGCAGCUUCACAUGGGCCUGACCCUGUGCGGGGUGCUCCUGCUGCUAAUAGGACAACUGACACUGCUCACACCGCUGGCAUGACUGGAGAGACUAAGGAUUCGACUGACGUGACAUCAGGACGGAUUGAUGUGAAGGUAGAGUGUGCGGACACUGCACCGGGCCUUACUGACAUAGUACCACAUCACACUGACAUGCCCAAGGGUUCGACUGAUGUCACACCAGGGGUGAGUGAUGUGAAGGUAGAGUGUGCGGACACUACACCAGACUUUACUGACAUAAGACCACGUUAUACUGACAUGACACCUGAUUUGACUGACAUGAAACCAGAGCUUAUUGAUAUGGAUCUGGUUUCAGAUGAGUUGACUAACAUAGCACUGACAAGCGCCGACGUGAAACCGAUAGCUGCUGCUGAUGUGGAACCAGUAGCUGCUGAACUGGAACCGAUAGUUGCUGACUUGAAACCGAUGGCUGCUGACCUGGCGGUCCAGAAGGCAGUACCACGUGGCGCCGCUGACAUGGCUGGAAGGGCAUGCAGUGCGGCGGGCGAUGCGACACAGGGAGAGCACAGCCUGACUGACACGGCCCGCUUGUUGCUCCAGCAGCACAUGGCCCCUGCUGUGGAGACUAAGGCGGAGGUUGUAGCGCUGCGUGGGCAGGGCUGGCAGAGCUGCCCGGCUGUGGACCCUCCUUUGAGCCGCGUGCAGCAGAAGGGGGCCGAGUUGGAAGAACACAGGAGGCAGUGCCUGCAGGGGCAGCCGCAGCAGCUGCAGCAGUUGGUGGAGCAGCCGAGGGAGGAGGAAGAGCAGGAGAAGCAGAAGCAGGAGCGUAUGAGAGGCGGUCGUGUGAAGGAGGAGUGCGGGAGGGGGAGGGGGUCAGGCGAGGGGAAGAGGCGGGCAGAGGGAAGGCGGGCUUCCAGGGGCGAACUGCAAGGAGUUGUGGCUACGGUGCAGAGGGAGGCGAAUCUUGGGGCGAUGGAGGGGGGGAAGAGGGAGGUGGUGGAGGUGGGGGGCAGGGAUGCGUUGCAGGGGGAGGAGCAGGGUCCAGUGCAGGUGAAGGCUGGAGGGGGAGAGAAAGGGGUUGGGGAUGUCGUGGAACGCAGCGGGGCACAUGCAGGUGUGGUGGACGCGAAGGGAGGUUUGGCGGACGCGAAGGGAGGUUCGGCAGGCGCGAAGGGAGGUUCGGCAGGCACGAAGGGAGAUGCGGCGGACGCGAAGGGAGGUUCGGCAGGCGCGAAGGGAGGUUCGGCAGACGCGAAGGGAGGUUCGGCGGACGCGAAGGGAGGUGCGGCGGACGCGAAGGGAGGUGCGGCGGACGCGAAGGGAGGUGCGGCGGACGCGAAGGGAGGUGCAGCGGACGAGAAGGGAGGUUCGGCAGACGCGAUGGGAGGUGUGGCAGACGCAAAGGGAGGUGUUGCAGACGCGAAGGGAGGUUCGGCAGGCACGAAGGGAGGUGCGGCGGACGCGAAGGGAGGCUCGGGAGACGCGAAGGGAGGUUUGGCAGAAGCUAAGGGCAGGAAGAGGGCGUAUGAGAAGGCGGGCAGUGGAAAGGAGGGCGUCAAGGGUGCGGAGGUGGCAGCAGUGUCAGUGCUGGGGGGGCGAGAUGGGGCAAGGAAGGGAGCUGGUGCGAAGGGGGAAGAGGAUGGCAAGAGGGGAGAGGACGCAAAAAAUGGAAAGGAUGCAAAAACGGGAGAGGGUGCAAAAACGGGAGAGGGUGCAAAAACGGGAGAGGGUGCAAAAACGGGAGAGGGUGCAAAAACGGGAGAGGUUGCAAAAACGGGAGAGGUUGCUAGAGGAGAAAGGGAGCAGGUGGAAAGGAAGCAGGAGGGGAGGGUGGGCAUGGAUGGUGGGGUUGAAAAUCAAUGUGGCCUCCAGCACGCGGAUUCUGGGUGCCAUGCAGUCAAAGCCCCCUCCGCUGCUGCUGCACCACCGGCUGCUGCGUACCCCGCUGCUGCUGCUGCUGAUGCGGGCAGAAGUAGGAUUCAUGGUGGCGCCGGUGGCAGUGCUGAUGGGCCGCCAGCAGCACAGCUGCAAGCACUGUCAAUCAAAGCCCCUCAAACACCCUCUAUCACUGCUCUGUCGGCCACUGCUGCUCAACCCCCGUCAGCCACUGCCCCUCAACCCCCGUCAGCCACUGCCCCUCAGCCCCCGUCAGCCACUGCCCCUCAACCCCCGUCAGCCACUGCCCCUCAAUCCCACCCACACCCUGCCGCCUCCCCCCUCGUGUCAACCCCUCCUCGCGUUCUCUCACCAUCGCCUCAUCUCUUGCCCUCAUCCUCCCCCAUGCCCCCCCACGCCUCCUCUCCCAUCCCCCCUUCCCCGCUCCCCUCCCUCCCUCUCUCCCAGCCCUCUUACCCAUCGCCCUCUCUCCCCCCCCAUGUCCCCUCCGCGGCCUCCCUCACUCCGUCCUCUUGGCCGUCCCCUGCUGCUCCUCUCCCGCCCACCGCGCCCCCAUCUCGCCCCGCGUUCAAGCUCAAAUGGAACGUGCGAGUCAUCCCUGCUGAUGCGCCCCCUCCCGCUGCUGCUGACGCCCCCUCUUUCCCCGCGGCACAUGCUGCUCCUUUUGCUCAUGCUGCUUCCGCCCAUGCUGCUGCUGCUUAUACUUCUCAUGGUGCCAGCUCAGCUCAUGCAGCCGGCUCAGCGAUGCCUCACAGCCUGCAGGCAGGUAGUGCAGCAACAGGGGAAGCAGCAGGAGAGUGUGUGUCACAGUGGAAGGGCGAGGGGAAGGGGUGGCGAAGCGAGGGGCAUCGAAGGCAGGGCGAUGGGCAUUGGCCGAGCAAGGGGCAUGGAAGGCAGAGCGAGGGGCAUAGAAGGCAGGGAGAGGAGCAUGGGAUUCAGCAGCAGCACAUGCAGGCACAUGCGUGGCAGCAUCAGCAUCAGCAGCAGCAGCAGCAUCAGCAGCAGCAUCAGCAGCAGCAGCAGCAGCAGCAGCAGCAGCAGCAGCAGCAGCAGCAGCAGCAGCAGCUCAACGGGCCGCAUCGACUCUCCUCAUCAUCAUCAUCCGCUGGCGUCUCUGCUGGUGCUGCUGCUCGAUUCAGCUGCAACUGGCAUGUGGACGCGCCUCUGCCACGCGCUCAUCUCUCCUCCCCUGCCCCCCUCCGUCCCGUCUCCUCCCCACCUCCCCCGGCCACGGCUGCUGACGGGCUGCCUUAUGCCCUGCCACACGCUGCAUCGCGUGAGCACCAAAAGCAACAGCAUCACAUGCAGCAUCAGCACACGCAGCAUCAGCACGCGCAGCAUCAGCACACGCAGCAGCAGCAGUUUCAUCAUGACGUGACGCAGCAUGAAAGCAACGACACUCUCAGCGCACCACCUCAUUCUGCUCCUCAUGCUGCCCCUUCCCACUACCAUGCCCCUUCAUCCCUCCCUUCAUCCCUCCCAUCUUCCCUCCCAUCAUCCCUCCCAUCAUCCCUCCCCUCAUCCCUCGCCUCCUCUGCCACACCCCCCACCGCGCUCCCCCUGGCAUGGCGCCGGGCAGGCAGGCCCGUGUGGAGCGUCAGCACCAUUGCCGUACCCGCCAGCCCCUCUGUUGAACCACCCACUCACAACCUGCCACGUGGCACUGCUGGUUUCUCCAGUGCCGCAGAUGCUUCAGUGUAUCCCGUGCCACAUGCAGCCGCCUCUCCUCUCCCACCACCCUCCAUUCCGUUCCUGCACCCAUCAUCCCCGCUCCACUCCUCCCCUCCUCCUCCUCCCCCUCCCCCGCUCUCCCCAGCAUCAGUCCGACCUGCACCAGAUGCCACCUGCCCCUCUCUUUCCACCAACCCCCAUCCCAGUCCACAGGACAUUGCUCUGCCCCAGCAACAACCCCCAUCUCCUGCCGCCCUUGCUUGCUCACACCCCCCUCCUCCCCCUCUUCCUCCCCCUCCUGCCUCUCCUCCACCAUCUCCUCCCCCACCCCCUCCCCCCCCUUCCUCCUCACCCCCUCCCCCGCCACCUUCCGCCCUUCCAGCUCCACCCCCUUCAAGCAUCCCCCUCUGUGGCCCGGUUGCCAGCGGGGCAGGGGCAGGGGUGGGUGUAGCGGGUGGGCUGGGAGCAGGUGGGCUGGGAGCAGGUGGGGCAACAGCAAAUGGCGUGGCAGCAAGUGUGGGAGCAGGUGGGCAGGCAUGGGGUAAAGAAGUGGAAGGAGGAGCGGCAGGUGUGGGCGGCAAGGAGGUUGGGGAAAAGGGCAGGGCAGCAGGAACAGCAGAGGGGGCAGAACCGCUUGGUGACGGGCAUCGUGCAGCAGGCCAUGGCGCCAUUCCUCUCCAAGCUGUCGGGGCGGGAGGUGGAGCGCAUGCGGGGCCGGCUGGUGCGGGAGGUGGUGGGGAAGGAAGCGGUGAAGAGCCGGCAGCGCACCCACCAGAUCGUCGCACCCGUUUACCUGCCCGGCAGCCGUCCGCUUAUCAGCUUCUUUAUCCGUCCACCUUAUCUGUUCGCACGCGCGCUGCGGUCCGCGUGCCCGCGGGAAGAGCGGCGGGCGGCAUGUCGGCGAUGUCGGACAACGUGGGGCAGUACGGCCGCAUCGGCACCGUGCCGGUGGCCCAGGGAGCCGAAGUCCCUCUAACGCACCCAGCCCCUCUGUUUCCUAUCCCUGCUCCACAUCCCUCCGCUCCUCCCCCCCCUGCUCCUUACCAUUGUGUGCCUCUCCCCGCGUCCGCCCAACCCCAUCGCCCUGCCUGCUGCGUGGCAGAGUUUCCCUACACGCCCGAGCCCGCAGCGAGCAGGGGAUCAGACACCUUCUCGUCUACCGCAGGUGGGGGCGGUGCGUCCCUGCCGCCGCCCCCAAUGGGCAUCUGGGGCGUGUUCAGUGUGGCGUUCUACCGCCCCUUCUUUGACGUGGACACCGCUGACGUGGCGGAGCGAGUGCGGGACGCGCUCAUGCCCUUCCCGCGCUCCUCCUUCCUCGAAAAGACGGCUCUCAACCCCGACAUCUAUGGGCCGUUCUGGAUCUGCACGACGCUCGUGUUCCUGUCCGCUUCGCUGGGCAACCUGGCCAGCUACCUGAGCUACGCUGCCUCGCCGUCAUCAGCCGCGGAGGAGCACUGGCACUACAACAUCGACGCCGUCAGCUGGGCUGCUGCCAUCUUCUACGGCUAUGUGGCCGUCGUGCCGCUGCUGCUCUUCUUCCUCCUGCGCUACCUGCAGGUACUACCCGCACUGCUGCUCUGUGCUACCUGCAGGUACUACCCGCACUGCUGCUCUGUGCUACCUGCAGCUACUGUCCGCACUGCCGCUCUGUGCUACCUGCAGCAUGUAUCGUCUCUGCUGCUCCGUGCUAUCCCCAACACCUGGAGUCGGUUGGUUCAGCUGUGGUGUCUGUAUGGCUACUCUCUGGCCGUCUACAUCCCCAUCUCGUUCAUAACGGUGCUGCCGCUGGACCUGCUGCGCUGGCUCAUAGUGCUGGGCGCCACGGCCAUCUCGUGCUUCUUCCUCGGUGUCAACCUGCGCGCGCAAAUCACAGUGGGCCACGAGAUGUGGUUCCCCAUCGUCGUCGGCGCUGUGCUGCUGCAGGCCGGCCUGGGGGUUCUCCUCAAGCUCUACUUCUUCACCUACAUUCAGCUCUAG